CCCAGCAACUGGAGGCAGCUCUUUGAUAGGCUGAAACUUGGAAAUGUGACGGGAGCUCUCAGUACCGCCUGGUUCCCUGUCAACCUCCACCAUGACUUUCCCUCCAUCGAUCUACUACGUAUCGACCUGCACUUGACACCAACCAACCACCCCUGACCGCAAGACACCGGUCCGUUUUCGAUCACCUUGACGUCCGAACCGAUAAGAAACCCAACCCGCGACCGAAACUUUCGUAACACUACGUAGAACGACCGACUGUUGACGCCAACACUUUUGUUCAUUCUAAACUCUACAUUCACAUACUCCUCCCACGAGGCUCUCGAUUCAAAAUGUCAUCGAGAAAGAAGGUCCUCCUCAAGGUCAUUAUCCUUGGCGAUAGCGGUGUUGGCAAGACGAGUCUGAUGAACCAAUAUGUCAACAAGAAGUUCAGUGCAAGCUACAAGGCCACCAUCGGCGCCGACUUCCUGACGCGCGAGGUUCUCGUCGACGACCGACAGGUGACGAUGCAGCUUUGGGAUACGGCAGGACAGGAGCGCUUCCAGUCUCUGGGCGUCGCCUUCUACCGUGGCGCCGACUGCUGCGUGCUCGUAUACGAUGUCAACAACUCCAAGAGUUUCGAUGCUCUGGACAGCUGGAGGGACGAGUUCUUGAUUCAGGCUUCACCGCGGGACCCGGACAACUUCCCAUUCGUCGUUCUCGGAAACAAGAUUGACGUUGAGGAGAGCAAGAGAGUGAUUUCGACCAAACGCGCAAUGACCUUUUGCCAGUCCAAGGGCGGUAUUCCCUACUUCGAGACCAGCGCAAAGGAGGCCAUCAAUGUUGAACAAGCAUUCGAAGUUAUCGCGCGGAACGCUUUGGCCCAGGAAGAGUCCGAGGAGUUCAGCGGUGACUACCAGGAUGUCAUCAAUAUUCCCAUCGAAAACCCCCGGGAUGGAUGUUCUUGCUAAGUUGCUUUUGGUUAAGCAUUUGGUUGUUGAUGUUGAGCGAGUUGAGGACGAGGGCGGCACACAGUAUUAGGACCCUGUCCGACUCGCAUUAUGUUUAGUCCAAGGGCCUUUCCACAUAUCCAUUUUUUGGCCUUGGCUUGAUGUUGCAUAUCUAUCCUGCACUGGUGCGAAAGGUGUUUAGAGGUUAUUAUUGGAAUUUGAUCAAGGGUUUAUUCGUAU
Colletotrichum godetiae is the source of this 1166-nucleotide messenger RNA. Its product is annotated as ras family protein. NCBI's taxonomy places the organism in Eukaryota, Fungi, Ascomycota, Sordariomycetes, Glomerellales, Glomerellaceae. The transcript is spliced from 7 exons. Gene Ontology annotation, cellular component: phagocytic vesicle; vacuole; fungal-type vacuole membrane. Gene Ontology annotation, molecular function: GTP binding; GTPase activity. The record is from RefSeq and is a predicted model, not a curated record. Bases 330 to 947 code for a protein of 205 amino acids. Gene Ontology annotation, biological process: regulation of vacuole fusion, non-autophagic.